Messenger RNA from Glycine soja, 1761 nucleotides. RefSeq names its product pectate lyase-like. The coding region runs from base 203 to 1534 and encodes 443 amino acids. The record is from RefSeq and is a predicted model, not a curated record. Gene Ontology annotation, molecular function: pectate lyase activity. NCBI's taxonomy places the organism in Eukaryota, Viridiplantae, Streptophyta, Magnoliopsida, Fabales, Fabaceae. The transcript has 3 exons.
GAACUCACCAAGCACUAUGCUACAAGCCCAACAAACUUGGUUUUAAUUGGUAUAGGCGUGCCAAGGUCUUGUUAAUUUUGAGCGUUAAGUGCUGCAAUUAAUCAGAUCCCAAGACCUUGGCCUACCUUGCCAUACAGAAAAAAAAAAAGCAAAAAAAAAGCCAAGGUUUGGAGCCAACAAAAAUAAACACAAAGCACAAGUCAUGGAAAGAAUAAUGGUUGGAAGUGCAACAAAGGUUGCUUUCACCCUCUUGGCCACUUUCGCCAUUGUCAUUCCAUGCCUUGAGGCUGGCAUUGCUGAGUUUGACGAUUUUCUCAAAGCCCAAGCUGAUGAAGCCCAUAAAAUUGCUCUUGAUUCCUAUGUCCCAGAGCCCCACGAUGUCGCCCAUGAACUCAAUUUCCAUGUUCAUAUGGCACUGGAAAACUCCACAAGGAGGGAACUAAGGCAGAGGAAACUUAGAGGAGGAGGCAAAUGUCAAGCCUCCAACCCCAUUGACGCUUGCUGGAGAUGCAAUAAAGACUGGGCCAAUGACCGGUUCAGGCUAGCCAAGUGCGGCAAAGGGUUCGGAAGACGGGCCACCGGCGGGCUCGGUGGUCCCAUCUAUGUCGUCACCGAUAAUUCCGAUGACGACAUGGUGAACCCUAAGCCGGGAACUAUCCGUCACGCUGUCACCCAAAAAGGCCCCUUGUGGAUCAUCUUCGGACACAGCAUGAUCAUCAGUUUGAGGCAAGAGCUGAUGAUUUCCUCCGACAAGACCAUCGAUGGUCGUGGCGCAAACGUGCAAUUUAGGGGCGGUGCUGGCCUCACCAUUCAGUUCGUGAACAACGUUAUUAUCCACGGAGUUCGCAUCAAGGACAUCGUACCUAAGGAUGGUGGCAUGAUUAGGGACUCCGCCGACCAUUAUGGAUUGAGAACAAGGAGUGAUGGUGAUGCCAUCUCCAUUUUUGGAUCCACCAACAUUUGGAUCGAUCAUGUUUCCCUCUCUAACUGUGCCGAUGGUCUUAUCGAUAUCAUCCAAGGCUCCACUGCCAUCACCAUCUCAAAUUGCCACAUGACCAAACAUAAUGAUGUGUUUCUCUUUGGUGCUAGUGACUCAUACAACGGAGACAAGAUCAUGCAGAUCACAGUGGCAUUCAACCACUUCGGGCAAGGACUGGUCCAGAGGAUGCCAAGGUGCAGAUGGGGUUUCGUGCACGUCCUCAACAACGACUACACCCACUGGUUGAUGUAUGCAAUCGGUGGGAGCUCAGGGCCAACAAUUCUGAGCCAAGGAAACCGUUUCAUUGCUCCGAACAACGACAACGCCAAGGAGAUCACUCACAGGGACUACGCCGGACCCGAUGUGUGGAAGAAUUGGCAGUGGCAAUCAGAAAUGGACCUUUUCAUGAAUGGUGCAAAGUUCGUCACUUCAGGCUCACCCAUCAAGAUGACAUACAAAAAGGGUCUCAUCAUGAAGCCAAGAGAUGGAACUCAUGUCAGCAGGUUGACACGACAUGCUGGUGCCCUAAACUGCUUCGUUGGCAAGCCUUGUUAGAGAACAACAAACAUUAAUGUUGUUGUUGUUGUUCGCUUUUUCUUUUUUUUUUUGGAAAGAAAAAAAAAACCACAUUGCACAGAAGAUUUAAGCUACUCCUCUUGCUAGGAUGAGUUUGCGUCUUCUGCAAAACAAGCUUGUUGUUGGCCUUGUAAGAGCUAGAAAAAGAGAGAAUUUGUUGCUUGGGUUCAAAUGAGAAGAAAUAAAGUUCCAACUUGUUUGUAACU